AUGCCUGGCCUCAAUAAGGUUCUCGCGGGUAUAAUCCGUUUUCGCAAAACUUUCAGGAAGGAUAUGGUGAAACAAUUCGAACAAAUUCGUGACAAUCCGAAUCCUACAGCGGUCUUUUUCACAUGUAUGGAUUCUCGAAUGCUUCCAGCUAGAUUCACUUCAAGCCAAGUCGGAGAUAUGUUUGUCGUACGCAACUCUGGAAAUAUGAUCCCGCAUGCCAACAACUACGGUAAGAUGUUGAAUACAUCAACUUCAGUUGCAUAUGUAGGUUCAUCCGGCUAUGAAGUAUCAGUAACAACCGAACCAGCAGCUCUUGAGUUAGCCGUUAAACGAGGUCACAUUAAUAAUGUCAUCGUAUGUGGCCAUUCCGAUUGCAAGGCAAUUAAUACGCUGUACAACAUCCAUAGAUCUCCAAAGUCGUUCGAUCCUCAGUCCCCGAUGGACCAUUGGUUGCGUCGUCACGGUUUCACUUCGUUGAAGAAACUGGAAGGACGUCUGGUGGAUAAAUCUGACAAGCCAUUGCAAUUUAUCUCGGAUAAUCCGGUAUUUAACUUUGAAGCGAUAAUUGAUUAUGAGGACAAGUGGGGUGUUGAGGAUAAGCUCUCGCAAGUCAACACAUUACAACAACUUGAAAACAUCGCAAGUCAUGGAUUCAUUGCGGAGCAUCUGGAGAAAAGGACGGUCGAUUUACAUGCGAUGUGGUUCGACGUCUACACUGGAGAGAUGUAUCUGUUCAGUAAGCCACGUCGUAUGUUUGUGGUGAUUGACGAGGACUCCGUCGAUUUGCUCAAGAAAGAAAUUGAGGAGCACAAGGCUUAA
This is a messenger RNA of Angiostrongylus costaricensis, 819 nucleotides long. Lineage: Eukaryota; Metazoa; Nematoda; Chromadorea; Rhabditida; Metastrongylidae. The record is from the annotation of a GenBank genome assembly.